Asparagus officinalis (garden asparagus) is the source of this 1164-nucleotide messenger RNA. Its product is annotated as NAC domain-containing protein 100-like. The transcript is spliced from 3 exons. The coding region runs from base 46 to 888 and encodes 280 amino acids. Gene Ontology annotation, biological process: regulation of DNA-templated transcription. Lineage: Eukaryota; Viridiplantae; Streptophyta; Magnoliopsida; Asparagales; Asparagaceae. The record is from RefSeq and is a predicted model, not a curated record. Gene Ontology annotation, molecular function: DNA binding.
UCCUCCCUCUCUCUCUCUCUCUCUCUCUCUCUCUCCCCUCUUCCAAUGGCAGAAUUCACAAGUCAAAUUCCAAAGGAAGAAGAAGAGUACUUGGUCUUGCCCCCUGGCUUCCGAUUUCACCCAACAGAUGAAGAGAUCAUAACCAACUAUCUCUCAGAGAAGAUUGCAGACAAAAGUUUCAGCGCUCUAGCCUUGGGAGAGGUGGACCUCAACAAGUGUGAGCCAUGGGACCUCCCAAAUAAGGCUAAGAUGGGAGAGAAGGAAUGGUACUUCUUCACUCAAAAGGAGAAGAGGUACCCAACAGGCAUGAGAACCAACAGAGCCACGGAAUCUGGAUACUGGAAAGCGACGGGAAAAGAUAAAGAAAUAUACAAAAGCAAGGGCUCUGUUCUAGUCGGAAUGAAGAAAACCCUAGUUUUCUACAGAGGACGAGCCCCUAAAGGCGAGAAGACUAACUGGGUCAUGCAUGAGUUCAGGCUCGAAGGCAACCACUCUCACCUCUACAAUCUUUCCACAGCCUCCAAGGAGGAUUGGGUUGUGGUUAGGGUUUUGCACAAGAAUGAGGCAGCCAAGAAGAAUCCUUCGACUGUGCAAGAGAGCGCGUGCUUUGCUCAUCCUUGCACAUCUAGUUUGAGCUACUUGCAACAGGAUGAAGCGAUGGAGCGAGCUACGGCACCUGUGAAUGCUAAUGCUCGUCACAAUUCUUCAUCAAUGUCUCCUUUUAUUGGGCAGAGAAAAAUAGAGCAGUUCUCGAGCUCCAUGGCUACUACUUCGCAUGAUACUGGACUGAGCAAUGACUGGAAUGCUGAGAUCUCAUCUUACGAUUAUGGGCUUUCUUCUGGUCCGUUUUUUGAUUUGGAGAACAUUUGGAAUUACAAGGGAAUUUAGACCUCGUUUGUGUUUUUUCAUGGUGGAAAGCAAUAAGUUUUUGCUAAUGAGUGGAAUUAUUUUUGGUUGGGUGUCAGGAAUUAUAUAUAUUUCAUAGAGGAAAGCAGCAAGUCAUGAGUGGAAAUUUCUUACAAUUUAGAAUGCUACAAUAAUGUUGCCUUAAAGCCUGUAUUAAAUAUCUUGAUUUGUGCUGAUAUCCUAAUGACUAUAUGAUUUAGUCAUGAUGUGAUGUUGAGCUAAUAUUUUGACGGAAUGUUGCGUAUUCCUUUAUUGUAU